This is a messenger RNA of Miscanthus lutarioriparius, 1422 nucleotides long. The record is from the annotation of a GenBank genome assembly. NCBI's taxonomy places the organism in Eukaryota, Viridiplantae, Streptophyta, Magnoliopsida, Poales, Poaceae.
AUGAUGGGGUCUCGCGCUCGCAUCGUCUCCCUCCUCCUCGCCUUCCUCUUCGCGCGCGCAGCCGAGCGGAUCGCCGCCGCCGCACCCGCCGGCAGCAGGCACCUUACGAAGGACGAGCGGUGGAUGAACCAGCGCCUCGACCACUUCUCCCCCACUGACCACCGGCAAUUCAAGCAGCGCUACUUCGAGUUCCUCGAUUACCACCGCGCCCCCGGCGGGCCGGUCUUCCUGCGCAUCUGCGGCGAGUCCGCCUGCGACGGCAUCCCCAACGAUUACCUGGCCGUGCUCGCCAAGAAGUUCGGCGCCGCGGUGGUGACGCCGGAACACCGGUACUACGGGAAGAGCUCUCCCUUCAAGCAGCUGACCACCGAGAACCUGAGGUUCCUGUCGUCGAAGCAGGCCCUGUUCGACUUGGCCGUCUUCCGGCAGUACUAUCAGGAAUCUUUGAAUGCCCGGUACAACCGAUCAGGUUUUGAUAAUCCCUGGUUCGUCAUCGGGAUCUCCUACUCCGGCGCUCUCAGCGCCUGGUUCAGGCUCAAGUUCCCCCAUUUGACUUGUGGGAGCCUCGCUAGCUCAGGGGUGGUUCUUGCAGUGUACAACUACACCGACUUUGACAAGCAGGUUGGAGAGUCAGCUGGCCCUGAGUGCAAAGCUGUCCUUCAGGAAAUAACUAAACUUGUUGAUGAACAGCUCCGGUUGGACAGUCACUCUGUGAAGGCUCUAUUUGGAGCACAGACGUUGAAAAAUGAUGGUGACUUCCUCUUCUUCCUGGCAGAUGCCGCAGCUAUAACGUUCCAAUAUGGGAAUCCAGAUGCCUUGUGCCCUCAGCUAAUAAAGGCAAAGAAGAACAGGAAAAACUUGGUGGAAGCAUAUGCUCAGUUUGUGAAAGAUUUUUACAUUAAAAAAAUGGAGACACCACCAUCUUCGUAUGAUCGAGAAUAUUUGAAGCAAACAACUCCAGAUGAUUCUGGUUCUAGGCUCUGGUGGUUCCAAGUUUGCAGUGAGGUUGCCUACUUUCAAGUGGCACCCAAAAAUGAUAGCGUUCGUUCUGCAAGGAUCAAUACGAAGUACCAUUUGGACCUAUGCAGAAAUGUUUUUGGGGAAGGCGUUUAUCCUGAUGUGUUCAUGACGAACUUGUAUUAUGGAGGCACAGGAAUUGCUGCUUCUAAAAUUGUGUUUACAAAUGGCUCCCAAGAUCCAUGGCGUCAUGCCUCCAAGCAGAAAUCAUCGAAAGACAUGCCAUCGUACCUAAUGAAAUGCAGAAAUUGCGGACAUGGAACUGAUUUGAGGGGCUGUCCGCAAUGGCCUUUCAGGACUGAAGGGCCUGGUAACCGCAGAUUAGUCGUUGUUCCACUGGGAAAGAUUGUAAAGAGAUUUGGAUGUCCUGGAGUAAGCUUGUGUCGGGAAAUACUCCGUACAUAA